AUGCCACCCAUUCCCAGCAUGCUCGACGAAGGGACAACAUCUCUCAUAGCCUCCGUACAACGGAAACAGAAGGACAUUGCGGACUUUCAGAUACCCCGCCUGCGGACAUGCAAGGGCCCGCUCGCGGUCCAGCAGCAGCUCGCGACAGAACUGCGUGAGGACCUGGAUGCAUUCACCCGGCAUAUCGAGGUUCUUGACAUCGCAGUUGAUGACCAGGCGAGCGAGCGCGAUCGGCAGGAGCUCAGGCAAAUUGUUGACGAAUUCCGCGAUGCUCUGACGAGUCUGCGCAAAGACACUCGGGCUGCCGUGCUCGCAUCGAAACGCGUGAUUGACGCAAACCAGCUGUCGAGUAGAGAAGAGCUCCUGCACUCGUCUGCUGUGACGGAGAAACAGACUCUGAAUGAGAAAGUCACCGAAGACGCACUCAUGAAGGCUAAUAACGACGUAACGGAAGCACUACAGCGCACGAUCAACCUCAUGCAGGGUGAGCUCGAGCGCUCGGUCCUCUCAAGCCAACUUCUCGAUUCAUCGACUGCAGCUCUCCGCUCGACUUCCUCCACUCAUGACGUGCUCGACGGCCUCAUGUCGGCCUCGAAGCAGCUCAUAACUGCGCUCGAGAAGUCCGACUGGCUGGACCGCCUACUUAUCCUCGCCGGGCUCGCCUUCUUCCUCCUCGUCGUGCUUUUCAUCCUUAAGCAGCGCCUCGUUGACCGCGGCCUGCGGAUCGCGCUCUGGUGGACACGCUUCAUCCCAGACUUUAGCGGGGACGCGGGGCUGGUGCGGAUGGAGGAAGGAGAGGUCUUGUUGAAAACAGUCGUAGAGGCGGCGUCGACCGCGGUGCUGACAGCUUCCUCUGUGGCAGCUACAGCGACCAGCUUGGCCGUACAUCCCUCAGAAGCUGUGGAUGAGAGUCUGCCUCCUUUGGAUACCUCAAUUCUCGAUAUACUGGGUACAUCCAGCGCAUCUACAGUCUCCUCACCAUCUCCAGGUUUUUCUGGACGACCUGAAUUUUCGGAUGGCGUGGAAUCUAGUACGCACGAUGAAUUGUAA
Messenger RNA from Sparassis crispa, 1050 nucleotides. RefSeq names its product Sec20-domain-containing protein. Gene Ontology annotation, molecular function: SNAP receptor activity. The coding region runs from base 1 to 1050 and encodes 349 amino acids. Gene Ontology annotation, cellular component: endoplasmic reticulum; SNARE complex. The transcript has 5 exons. Lineage: Eukaryota; Fungi; Basidiomycota; Agaricomycetes; Polyporales; Sparassidaceae. The record is from RefSeq and is a predicted model, not a curated record. Gene Ontology annotation, biological process: retrograde vesicle-mediated transport, Golgi to endoplasmic reticulum.